AUGAGCGCUGAAGACAAUACGAAGUCGACGGAAGAGUUCGAAACCAAUUUCCAAGCUGGGCGUCGUUUUUUGAAGACAGACGAGUUUUCUUCAGCGUCGGAGACUCUCAGCAGAGCUGUUGAACUUGCGUACAUUUGAAGAAUGUUUUUAGAAUAUCUGUAGUUUUUUUUUUAGCGUGGAACUGUUUGGGAAUUUUGAUGAAAAAUCUUUCGAACCGCACUUCUUGUAUGGACAAGCUUUGUACGGGAUGGGAAAAUCGAAGGCUCUGAUGUUUGAGAAUCCGACAACUGCGAAAACACGCGUGGAUGCGGAAGAAGAUUCUGAAGCAGAAAAAAAAAAGUCAUCAGGUAUUCAAAAAAUAAGAAGGCUACAAAUAAUUUAGAUUUCAUUUUUUAGAAAAAAAGGAUUCCACGUCGGCUAACGAUAAGAAAACUUCGGAAUCUGGUGGAAUUAAUAAGAAAGAAACUGUUGAUGAUUCAAUGGAAUCUUCUGAAGUCGUGAUGGACUCUACGGAGAAAGAAACUUCAGCGGAAGUUGAAAAAACUGACGAAGUUGAACCAAAGGAAGAUGAGAAAACUGACGAAGUUGAACCAAAGGAAGAAGAGAAAACUGACGAAGUUAAACUGGAGGAAGAAAAAAAAAAUGACGACGUGAACGUGGAGGAAGAGAAGGAAAGUGCUGAGGAAACCGCGGAAACAGGCGAAGAAGCAGAAGAAGCUGGCGACGAAGAGGAGCUGGAGGACGAAGAAGAUGAUCCCAGCGACAUGGAACUUGCAUGGAACGCUUUCGAGGUUUGCCAACACAACGUUGAUAUUUGUAGUUUUAAUUUAACCUCUUGUCUGAUCACGAAAACGUUCCAGGUCGCGAGAUCCAUCUGCGACAAACAUCUUGAAAGGAUUUCUGAUUCUGAGAAGGAGGAAAAGGAAAAGUGGCAGACGCGUAAAGCCGAUUGUCACCUUUACCUCGGACAGCAUGCCGCUGAUGAAAACAAGUUCGACCUGGUAAAAAAAAUUUUCUUUAAAAUAAUUACGGAACAAUUCUUUGCAGUGUUUCAAUGAACUCGAUAAGGCCUUGGAGCUGAAUGAGCGCAUUCUGGACCCAACUUCGCGUGUUCUGGCCGAAUCGUACUUCAUUAUUAAUGUGUGGAUAAAAUAACUUUCCUUUCAGUUUCCUAAUAGUGGGCAAAGCUCAUCGCUCUAACGAUAACUUCGACAAGGCCUCUGAGUUUUUCACCAAGUCUUCGAACACUCUUAAAUCUCGUAUCGGUUGGUGUUCACUCACUUUUUCGGACAAUUUUGGGUUUUUCUUGCAGCUUGUUUGACGGCUAGUCUAUAUAAGGAAGGAACCAACAAAGAAGAGGUGGAAGAGGAGAUUAAGGACCUCAAGGAGAUUAUUCCUGAAAUCGAAACUCUCAUCACGGACGCAGAGGAAAGCGCUAAACAAGUGGCUAAGGUUUUUUCAAGAAAAGGUUUUCAAAAUAACAUUCAUUCAGGCUAAAUCUGUGCUCAAAGAAGCUUUCGGAAGUCUGGUGAACGUUGUUACAAAAGUGAAUGCUCCCACGGACGAGACCGCCAACGACAUCACGUCUAUGGUCCGUUUAGCUUAUUACGCGCCAGCCUCUCCCGUUUUUUUGUUUCAAAAAAUACCAUGUACUAAACUUGACCAAACUUCGCUUCAAGACUUUUUUUGUUCGCGUCCUUUUUUGAAUUUGUGUAAAAUGGAAGUGCGACGAUUUUUUUUUUUGUUAACGGUAGCUUUCUUUGUGCUUUGCUUUUAAAACAUGACUGAAACACUGUAUUAACUAUUCAUAGAACUUGAAUUUUAAAAAAACCCCUGGUGGUAAAUUUAAAUAUCCCAACAAAAAUUAGUAGAAUAUUUCAAUUUUUGCUCACUUUAAUUUUGUUUCGUCAAAUUAUUUAAUUUUUUUGUUUGAGUUACUAGGGACCCUUAAUAGCAAUAUGUAUAGAAAAAGUUUUUCACUUCAAUGGUGCACGAGCAUUUUUAAAAUUAUAACUUCAGUUGCGCAAGCCGGUGAAAAGAGCCGCCCCAGAAGAAAAAACUGAAGAACCCGCGAAGAAAGCCAGAGAGGAUGUGGAGGUGGAGGAGAACAAGAAGGAAAACAUUCCGAUCGUCCCUCCUAGGGAAGAGCAGAUGGAAACGACUGAGAAGAGCGACGUCGUCGAGCUCACCCCGGAGACUCCAGCGGCAGAAGCUCAAUAA
Caenorhabditis auriculariae is the source of this 2220-nucleotide messenger RNA. NCBI's taxonomy places the organism in Eukaryota, Metazoa, Nematoda, Chromadorea, Rhabditida, Rhabditidae. The record is from the annotation of a GenBank genome assembly.